CUUAAACCAUCAGUGUCUUCUAAUAAAGAUACCGACAAAGACAUCUUUUACAUAAAGCCAUCUAGUAUAAUUGAAAUGCAGCUUUCAAAGAAAAACACAGCAAUACAGUUACAAAGAUUUCCCAGACAAAGCAACUUUUUUGAAGGUCAAAGUAGUGGAAGCAAGUGGAAGACUGAAAUAAAGUCUUUGAUGGCAAAAAAUUCAUCUUCAGAAAGAAUAUAUAUUGGUGACAACGUUCAGAAUGGCACAAAUGGAGAGUGUGGAACUGUUGUUCAGUUUUAUUCCCAGGAAUUUGAAAAUACACAUCAAGUAUAUGCAUCUGUAAAGUGUGAAAGUACAAGAAAUAUAUCUGUGAUAGCAAAUGAUCUGUUGAAGUUGGACCAGACAAAUGUGUAUGAGGGUGAUGAUGUUGAAAGAGUACAAAAUCUGAUUGAGAUGUCAAAACAGCUAGACAUGGACAUAUACACAGUUCCUAUAAAUAUAUUUGUAGAUGACACAAGUGGUAACAGGUCAAAAAAAUGGAACCCAUUAAGUGUGUGGACUCUUCAGUUGGCAGGAUUACCAACUUCUGAAAAGAUGAAGAAAUCAUCACAUCAUUUCAUUGGAGUAACAAAACCAGAAGACGGGUCAUUCGUUACACCUGUGGUGAAUGAUUUGAAUGACAUGUUUUAUGAAGGAAAAGUAAUGUAUGAUGCAGCUUACAAUAAAAAUGUUAUUGUAACAUCCCAAAUAGCAGUUGGGUUAAUGGACAACAGUAUGGCCUCAGAAUUUUGUCACCACAUGGGUGCUGCAGCUAAAGAAAACUGUAGAUUUUGCAGGUAUCGAAAUAACCACUUACUUAUUGGAGAAUUAAGAACAAAAAAUAAAACUGAGGAAAUUCUAAAAGAGAUUGAAAAUAGUACAGAAACAUCAACAAUGACUGGGAUAAAAAAGAAAAUAUUGGCUGAAGAAAUGAACCAAGCUGCUCAUUGGGAUCCACACAGGGACAUUCCUCCAGAUAUGCUUCAUUGCAUAUACUUAGGAGAAGUUGCAAUCCUAUUAAAAUGUAUGCUAGGCAACUGUACUGACCAGCAGAAGGAAAAUUUACAGCUAACGUUAAAUGCAGCUGACUGGAAGGGCUUUCAUCACAAAUGUGGAGAAAACUUUGUGAAAUAUCACAAAUCAAGCCAAGGGAAAGACUUCAGGUCAUUUGUACAACUUGCACCCUUUACAGUUCAUCACGCAGGAUUUAGUAAAGAAAUAGUAAAACUUUGGUGUCUAUUGUCUGAGAUUGUUCAGUUGAGUAACAAAAUGAAAUUGCUGGAAUCGGAACUCACUAGGCUGGGUGAUCUGCAGUACCAAUUUAAUGAAAACAUUUACAAGCAGUUUCCAGAAACAUUGAAAAAACAGAAAAUACACCAUAAUCUCCAUACUGAGCAACAAAUCAGACUUCAUGGGGUCCCUAUAGGUUAUACUACUGAGACAGGGGAAAGCUGGUGUGGUAUAGUCAAACAUUUUCAGAGCAUUACAAACCACCACAAUGCCAACAAAGACACAGCUUUGAAGUUAGCUCAUGUUGAGGAAGUUUGCCAUAUCAUUGACAGUGGGACAUGGUUUUCAAAUGGGAAAAGAGUUCAACCUGCACAACAGACAAUUGAAGAGAUAAAUCAUCCACGGAUUCAAACUUUUGUAAUGGGAAAUAGGACACAGAAAGAAGAUGAACAAAUUAUAGGAGUGAAAAGAAAUGUAGGAGACGAAAUCAGAAACAUGAAAAGGAAGGAUGGAAGUAAAUUAAACAUUGGAGAAAUUGUUUAUUUUAAAUUAGAUGACCAUAUUAAUUAUGGUAAAAUUGACUGCAAAACCAGUUCAGAUGUUACUGUUUUGUUGAUGAUACCUCACCAGGAAGAUCCCUUAUUCCAUUGCAAGAGCCUUACACUCACCACAAGAAGAAAAAGCUUGCCUUACAAUAUCAUUGAGGGCUCUUUGUUUGUAUCUCAUGAUUGUAGAAAUGGUGGAUGCUGUUCCAUGGUUACAAACCAAUCUAUUAGACAAUUUCGUCAUAAUUAUAAACAUGGUGUCUAUCUUAUUAACAGAUUUAAAAUUCAUUUUAAUUAUAAACAAUUUAAUUCCUGAUUUAAGGGCAUACUAUAUAGUUAAGCUAUAUGUUCAGGUUAAACACAAUAAAGGGAACAGUCCAAGUUUGCACCUGGGGUAAGAAAUAGAGAUCAGCACAAUUGAAAAAGAAUUGUUAUCCUCAAUUAAUAAUAUUCGAUUUUUACAAAACUUAUUUGGUAAGUGAAAAAACUACUGGAAAUGUUUUACAUUUUAAUUUUACAUUCUAAUUUGUAUUUGGUUAGGCAAGUGCUCAGGUCACAGACACUACUGGUAAUAGUCACCUCUGGAAAUGUAUGUCUUUAAUAAAAUAUAACAAGUCUUUAAAGCACUAUUAUAAUUCCAAAAUCAACUAAUUAUUAUACCAAACAAAGAAAUCACAGGAAAAAUGUUAUAUCUUUUAUAUUUAGAAAAAAAUAAUACCACCAUUCUUAAUAAAUGAAAAACCGGAUUAUUGGCUACCUUUUUCCAUAAAUUUUCUGAAAACAUCAAUACUUUAGGUGAAUAAAAUUUAGUCAAAUAUAUUUUUCCGUCAGUCAUACUACUGGAAUUGUAAAUAAGUCAAAAAUAAAGGAAAAUUUACCAUAGAAUAUACUUGGGGUCAUCAAAAUAACUUUUAAAUGCAUUCUUCAAACAAACAAAAAACUCUAAUGUCAAA
This is a messenger RNA of Mytilus californianus (California mussel), 2749 nucleotides long. RefSeq lists its product as uncharacterized. The transcript is spliced from 17 exons. NCBI's taxonomy places the organism in Eukaryota, Metazoa, Mollusca, Bivalvia, Mytilida, Mytilidae. Bases 76 to 2112 code for a protein of 678 amino acids. The record is from RefSeq and is a predicted model, not a curated record.